Drosophila montana is the source of this 1173-nucleotide messenger RNA. Its product is annotated as persulfide dioxygenase ETHE1, mitochondrial. The transcript has 5 exons. The record is from RefSeq and is a predicted model, not a curated record. Gene Ontology annotation, biological process: hydrogen sulfide metabolic process; glutathione metabolic process. Lineage: Eukaryota; Metazoa; Arthropoda; Insecta; Diptera; Drosophilidae. Bases 67 to 960 code for a protein of 297 amino acids. Gene Ontology annotation, cellular component: mitochondrion. Gene Ontology annotation, molecular function: sulfur dioxygenase activity.
ACCACACCCCACCCCGCCCCACCCCCUCGCGCUCUAUCGCACGCUCCGCGACCAAGCUCCACUAAAAUGAGAAUCGCAGGCGUCAGUCUGUUUUCAGCUUUCGCUCGGCUACCUUCUCUGAUUCGCGUAAGUGCAGCGGCAACUGCACCGACACCUGUUUCCGGGCACGUCAAAAGCUUCUGCGCACCUGUUUCGACACGAUUGCUGCACAGCCAAUCAGCCGGGAUGAGUCUGCCGGAGCGUAAGCCCUUCACGCCGGAUUUCUUUUUUCGGCAGCUGUUCGAUACGGAGAGCAGCACCUACAGCUAUCUGCUGGCGGAUGUGGGCGCCAGGGAGGCCGUCAUCAUAGAUCCCGUGCUGGAGCAGGCCAAGCGCGACGCGCAGCUCGUAAAAGACCUUGGCUUCAAGCUGAAAUACGCCAUUAACACGCACAUGCACGCGGACCACAUAACGGGCAGCGGCUGGCUGAGGCAGCUGACGGGCUGCCAGUCGGUGAUCGCAGCGGCCAGCGGCGCCAAGGCGGAUCGCCAUAUAGAGGAGGGCGAUCGCAUCGAGUUCGGACGCCACGCGAUCGAGACGCUGGCCACGCCCGGACACACCAACGGCUGCAUGAGCUACGUGAUCAACGAGCAGGGCUGCGUCUUUACCGGCGACACGCUGCUGAUUCGCGGCUGCGGACGCACCGACUUCCAGGAGGGCAGCUCGCAGAGCCUCUAUGAGAAUGUGCACGCCAAGAUCUUCAGCCUGCCGGACAACUAUCGCAUCUAUCCGGCGCAUGACUACAAAGGUCAGCUCGAGAGCAGCGUGUGGGAGGAGAAGCGCUACAACCCGCGACUGACCAAGAGUAUCGAUGAAUUCAUCAAGAUCAUGGAAAACCUAAAUCUGCCGUAUCCCAAGAAAAUCGAUGCUUCGGUGCCAGCCAAUCGGGAGUGUGGAGUAUACGACAUACCCAAGGAGUAGGAACUGGAUAAGGACUUUAGAUAUACUAUAUAUAGUAUAUGGUUAAAUAUACUGACUCCUUAAGGGGAAAUGGAAAUCAAAAUAUGGCUCAAAAUAUACCUAGGAUUACAUCUUAUACUGACUGCAAUAUCCCCAGAUACCUUUUUCUAUAGUCCCAUAUAAUUAUUAUAUAUUUUUCGCAUUCGCAUAAUAAUUACCAACUAUGUAUUGAAA